Molecule: messenger RNA, 1425 nt
Organism: Phodopus roborovskii (desert hamster)
Lineage: Eukaryota; Metazoa; Chordata; Mammalia; Rodentia; Cricetidae
Gene: Aadat
Product: aminoadipate aminotransferase
Exons: 13
Coding region: 70-1347 (425 amino acids)
Biological process (GO): biosynthetic process
Molecular function (GO): L-kynurenine:2-oxoglutarate transaminase activity; pyridoxal phosphate binding
Source: RefSeq, a predicted model, not a curated record
CUGUGAGCUGGGAGGUCGUUCUAUAACUGCCUGCCUUUGCUAGUCCUGCGCCAAGCGACCGGCAGAGACAUGAAUUACUCAAGGUUUCUCACGGCAACCAGCAUUGCCAGAAAGCCUUCCCCCAUCAGAGCCACAGCUGACAUAAUGGUCAAGGCACCAAAAUCCCUCAUUUCCCUGGCUCCUGGAUCUCCAAACCCAAACAUGUUCCCCUUUAAGACGGCUACUUUCACUGUGGAAAAUGGAAAUACUAUACACUUUGAAAAAGAUACAAUCAAAAGAGCCCUUCAGUACUCUCCAAGCUAUGGAAUUCCAGAACUUCUGUCAUGGCUAAAACAGUUGCAAAUAAAACUGCACAAUCCCCCCACUGUCCACUACCCACCCACUCAAGGACAAAUGGAUAUCUGCAUCACAUCCGGCUGCCAGGAUGGGCUCUGUAAGGUGUUUGAAAUGCUCAUCAAUCCUGGAGAUAUUAUCCUCAUAAAUGAACCUUUGUAUCCCGGAGCCCUUUAUGCUAUAAAACCAUUGAGUAGUAACAUCAUUAAUGUCCCCAGUGAUGAGUAUGGAAUUAUUCCAGAGGCUCUCAAAAAAAUACUUUCCCAAUGGAAACCAGAAGAUUCCAAGGAUCCCACGAAAAACACUCCAAAACUUCUUUAUACUAUCCCAAAUGGCAACAACCCUACAGGCUACUCAAUGACAGGUGACCGCAAGAAGGAAAUCUAUGAGCUUGCAAGAAAAUAUGACUUCCUCAUAAUAGAAGAUGAUCCUUACUAUUUUCUCCAGUUCAACAAGCCCUGGGUACCAACCUUUCUCUCCAUGGAUGUCGAUGGCCGUGUGAUCAGAGCUGACACCUUUUCAAAGAUCCUCUCCUCCGGGUUGAGAGUAGGGUUUAUGACAGGCCCCAAGUCCUUGAUAGAGAGGAUUGUUUUACACACACAAGUCUCAUCACUACAUGCCUGCACCCUCUCACAACUCAUGAUAUCACAGCUUCUAUACCAAUGGGGACAAGAUGGCUUCCUGGCUCAUGUUGACAGAGUCACUGAUUUCUACAGGGACCAGAGGAAUGCUAUAUUGGCGGCAGCAGACAAGUGGUUAAGUGGUUUGGCAGAGUGGCAUGCUCCCAAAGCUGGAUUGUUUCUAUGGAUUAAAGUUAAGGGAAUCUCCAAUACACAACUACUGAUUGAAGAAAAGGCUAUUGAAAAAGAGGUCUUAUUUGUUCCUGGAAAUGGUUUCUUCAUCGACAGCUCAGCCCCCAACCCCUUCUUUAGAGCGGCCUUCUCUGUGGUUACUCCAGAGCAGAUGAACUUAGCCUUCCAGAGAUUGGCCCAACUCAUAAAGGAGUCAUUAUGAGGAAAUCAAACUAAGCAUUAUACUCUUAAUUUUUAAACAUAUUGUUUCUAUAUUUUCCUGAAGAAAUGCCUGUAGCUG